AUGAGCGGGGGCGUCCCGAAGCGAGCCCAGUGGGCAGAUGACACCGACUCCGACGUGGACGAGGUCAUUGCGAUGCCGAUUUUCAACAACGCAGCAUCCAGCAGUUCGUGGACGCCAUGCAAACGGGGAGGGUGGAGGGGGUUCCGUGCCACGGACCCCCCUCUGCCCGUUUGCGUGGAGUCCGCGAGCUGGUGGAUGUCCCGUUGUUGGAAAGCCUCCGUCACAAUGAGCUGGUGUGCGGGACUUGGUCCGGGGACUUGCCGGUUCGACGACCACGUGACGGGCAUCACGCCAGGGUCGUCGCGAAAGGCAGUCGCCGCCGUGGGCACCAAGAGCAGCGGCAAGAAGGGCAUGACCUCCUGGGCCGACAGCGACACCGAGAGUGACGUGGACAACGCCGGCCCUCCGCCUAAGAAGCUGGAUGCCUUCGGGGAGAGCGAGAGCGAGAGUGAGAGCGAGUCAGAGGACGAGAGCGAGGAUGAUGAGGAGGAGCCGCCAGCCAACACGGGAGUUGUAGGGAGCGCAGCCGUAGCCGGAGAGGAGGAGCCGGAGAGCGCGGCCGUUACAGGGGAUGAUGCUACCAAGGUCCUCAAUCUAUCUAAGAAGGAACGGAAGGCGCUCAAGCAGAAGGAGCUUGAUGACCUGGAUGCGCUGCUCGGGGAGUUCGGGGUUGACGUGGCACCAGAAGAGCCUGCGACAGAAGCAAACGGCUCGGCUGCAGCCGCAGCGGGGGGGGGGGACGCGGGGGCUGACGUAGCAGCAGCAGCAGCAGCAGGGGCGGUGGCGGGGGAGGGAGGGGAAGGGGCGGGGGGCAAGAAAAAAAAAAAAAAGAAAAAAGGCGCCGCUGCCGCCGACAAGAAGACGGGGGCGGCGGGGGAAGGCGAGGGGGACGGGGGCGCCUUAGCCGCUGGCGACAAGGGACGAGGGGAAGAGCCACCGGUGGUGGUGAUCCAGCCCAUCACAGCAGCGUUGAAGAAAAAGGGGAAAAAGAAGUCUUCCGCGGGCGGCGGAGCCAACCACGGCGCGGCGGCGUUGAAGGCUGCCAAGGAGGCUGCCGAGAAGGAGGGGAAGAAGAAGAAGAAGAGGGACAAGAAAAACUUCAACCAGGCCCCCCCCGGCAAGUAG
This is a messenger RNA of Ectocarpus siliculosus, 1125 nucleotides long. NCBI's taxonomy places the organism in Eukaryota, Phaeophyceae, Ectocarpales, Ectocarpaceae. The record is from the annotation of a GenBank genome assembly.